Cornus florida is the source of this 3498-nucleotide messenger RNA. RefSeq names its product kinesin-like protein KIN-7F. The transcript is spliced from 13 exons. Gene Ontology annotation, molecular function: microtubule binding; ATP binding; microtubule motor activity. Bases 367 to 3252 code for a protein of 961 amino acids. Lineage: Eukaryota; Viridiplantae; Streptophyta; Magnoliopsida; Cornales; Cornaceae. Gene Ontology annotation, biological process: microtubule-based movement. The record is from RefSeq and is a predicted model, not a curated record.
UUUUCAACCAGAAACUGGUAACAUUUUCAUGAUUGAUGAAGAAGAAGACAUUGACAGUCUGUAAUGGUGGACCAAACCCAUUAAAAAUUACAUAAAAACCAUGACGACCCAGAUAACAUAAUUUAUGAAAUUUGACUUGUCUGAUUAAUGAGACAAAGAUGUGUAGGUAAUGUCGGUGUAAAAUUAGCACUAACCCAUGAUUGGUUUGUUCUUGCAGUUGAUGAUUUGGGGUUGCAGAGGUUUGGUGGCCCAGCAUUGGUGAAGAAAAAAAGCUAUAGGAUUUGAAUUCAACUGUGUAUUAUUGUUUGAUAAUUAUAUAUAGAUACAGGCUUUGUUUUGGUAUGUGAUUUGGGUUGUCAGUGUUGAAUGGGGGCGACGGACGGUGCUGGCGAGGAGCUUUCUCCGGCGGUGAGCGUCCGUGAGGAGAAGAUUUUCGUUUCGGUUCGAUUACGGCCUCUGAGCGAGAGGGAGAUUGCGAGGAAAGAUGCAUCUGAUUGGGAUUGCAUCAGUGACAACACCGUCUUUUUCAAGAACAGCAACCUCCCGGUGCCGGAACGGUCCAUGUACCCCACUGCCUAUACAUUUGACAGAGUAUUUAGAAGCAAUUCUUCCACGAAGCAAGUCUACGAGGAAGGAGCCAAGGAUAUUGCUCUUUCAGUUGUAAAUGGCAUUAACUCAAGUGUUUUUGCAUAUGGACAGACAAGCAGUGGAAAGACAUACACCAUGACUGGAAUUACCGAGUAUACCAUAGCAGAUAUAUAUGACUAUAUACAAAAGCGCACGGAAAGAGAAUUUACAUUAAAGUUCUCAGCUCUGGAGAUCUACAAUGAGUCUGUCAGAGACCUCCUUAGCACAGAUAGUACUCCACUUAGACUUCUAGAUGAUCCAGAGAGGGGGACGAUUGUUGAAAAACUCAUAGAGGAGACUCUGAGAGACUGGAAUCAUGUAAUGGAGCUCCUUUCCAUCUGUGAAGCUCAAAGACAGAUAGGGGAAACCUCCCUGAAUGAAACAAGUUCCAGAUCUCAUCAGAUUAUCAGACUGACAGUUGAAAGUUCAGCUCGUGAGUUUUUAUUGAAAGACAAUUCAAGCAGCCUUGCAGCUUCUGUGAAUUUUGUUGAUCUUGCGGGGAGUGAGCGUGCAUCUCAGUUAUUAUCAGCUGGCAUGAGGUUAAAAGAGGGAUCCCACAUAAAUCGCAGUUUACUCACCCUUGGAACAGUUAUCCGCAAGCUAAGCAAGGGAAGGAAUGGACAUGUUCCUUUCCGAGAUUCCAAGCUAACCCGCAUACUGCAAUCUUCAUUAGGAGGCAAUGCUAGAACUGCCAUCAUCUGCACCAUGAGCCCUGCAAGAAGUCAUGUUGAGCAAUCAAGAAACACCCUUUUGUUUGCAAGUUGCGCCAAAGAAGUGACUACUAAUGCUCAAGUUAAUGUCGUUAUGUCUGAUAAAGCACUGGUAAAGCAUUUGCAAAGGGAACUCUCUAGACUGGAGAAUGAGUUGAACAGUCCAAAAGCAAAUGCCACAUCAGGUUGCACUGCAUUACUGCGUGAGAAAGACCUUCGAAUUGAAAAGCUGGAGAAGGAUGUAGUAAAUCUUACUCUGCAACGAGAUGUUGCUCAAUCUCAGAUUCAGGAUUUGCUACGUCUGGUCGGAGAUGAUGGAGAUUCAAUUGCUUCGGUUGAGAUAAAUCGAUACCCCAGCUUGAGAGUGCAAAAAUCACCGGAAUCUGACAGAACUGCUUUGUCAGAUUCUCACUCAACAGAUGUUUGUAUCAGAGCAUUUGACACAUCAAAGUAUUCUGGCGAACAUAGUAGAACUAGUUCUGAUGAUCACUGCCUACAACUUCCUGACCAUGAACAGAAUUUUCUGCACAGUGACACCUCUACAAGGCCAUUGACUGGUAGUUCAGAUUUUACUGGAAAUGAUUCACCUCACCGUUGGGGGAAGGUUGAAGAGAACAUUAAUGGAGAUGCUGAGGAUAUAUGCAAGGAAGUUCGAUGCAUUGAGAUAGGAGUUUCAAAUACCACAAGAAAUGUAGAAUCGAAGCGAUUAGCUCCUGAAGAUGAUGCGGGAAACUCAGCUUCCAUGGUGGUUGGGAAUGGAAACAGGAAUCAGGAAUUGAUGUCCCCUGACUCACCAUUACCAAAAGAAGAUAGAGAAGAAAGUCGUCUCCAUCCAUCUUUUGUUGUUCCUUCUCCUGAAAAACCCUCUUCGUGGCUGCAGAGAUCCGAUACAUUUGAGUCUAGAAGUUUGUUGACUAAGAGUAGAAGUUGUAGAGCAAGCCUCAUGAUCGACGUGUCUUCACCAUGGUUUAAGAGGCUAGAAGAGAAUGAGAACACACCAGCAAAUGGGCUUGAGAUAGACUUCAUUGGAAGACCCGAGGGGUUUCAGAGAAAGGCUUCUGCAUUGAACUAUGGUGCAGAUGUCAAAGCUUCUCAAUCUUCCGUUGGGACCACUACUACUGCUGAUGAGCUUCAAGCACAGAAUGGAAAAAAUUCGACUGAUGAGAAUUCUACAAGCAUCAAUACAUCUGUUGCAGAAACGAAGGAGAUUGCUGAGGAUCAGCAUGAUAAGCAAGUUUCUGGGUCUCUGGUGCAUCAGACAGAACCAGAGGACAACAUGGUUUCAAAGAAUGUCAAAGAUGUUGGCUUGGAUCCAAUGGAAGAUGAUGAUUCAAUAAGUCUCUCAGACUGGCCCUCGGAAUUCAAGAGGCUGCAAAGUGCAAUUAUUGAACUUUGGCACACUUGCAAUGUGUCGUUGGUUCAUAGAACCUACUUAUUCUUGCUGUUCAAAGGUGAUCCGGCAGACUCCAUAUACAUGCAGGUAGAGCUCAGGAGGUUGUCCUUCCUAAUGGACUCCUUUUCUAAAGGUAAUCAGACAGUGGAAAGUGGCCGGACUCUCACACCUGCUUCAAGCAUGAAGGGUCUUCGUCGUGAAAGGGAGAAGCUGAGUAAGGCAAUGGAGAGGAGGCUCAGUCAACACGAAAGAGAGAGCCUCUACAUUAAGUGGGGGAUUGGGUUGAACACGAAGAACAGGAGGUUGCAGCUAGCCAACCGGUUGUGGACCAAAACAGAGGACAUGGACCACAUUGGAGAUAGUGCCAUUGUUGUUGCUAAGGUGGUUGGUUUCAUCGAGCCAGUGCAGGGUUCCAAGGAGUCGUUUGGGUCGUUUGGGCUCAAUUUCACGCCCCAACGCAAGAAACGAAGAUCUUACAGCAUGAAAAGUAAAAGCAGUGUGAUAUCUCUAAGCUUGUUUUGAGGAUCAACACGACGAAUUCAUCCGGUGGCAAUAUGAUGAUGCCUAUUGGUUCCAUUUUGCAAAGAUGGCUUUGAGCUUUAACUGAUUUCCACUUUGAUUUCCGAUUGCAAUUGAUUACAGUGAGGCUUGUAAAUUUUUCUCAGGCUAGAAAUGACUUAUAUAACUGUGAUGUCUGAUGUUGUGGUGUCCUUCCUUUGUUGUACAGUAGACCUUUAAUAUAUAUCUAAUGCUAUAAAGUUUCAACCA